UUGGUUUCUAUUAAGAGCACAAACAACAUGUUACACUCUGACAAGCUGCCCGUGGUCAACAACUUUUUGGACGGUAUGGGGCACGAACCGGGCAAAGGGCUGUACUUCGCUGAUGGGAACAGGAAGGUGGACUAUGUGCUGGUGUACCGGGUAACGCCAGUGGUCCAUGACUCUCCAGGACAGCACCGGCUCUCGGUCAUCUCCAACGGCAGCUUUCCACGAGCAGGGAGCAAAGGAGCUGAAGCAGUGAAGGAGGACAAUGCUGAGGUUGUGGUGGACAUGGGACCAACGGAUCCAGCCGAGGGUGAGAAAUUCAGGAUCCGAGAUGAGUUUGAGACCCACCUGAGAGAAGCAGGAUUGCACAUCGAGCGUGACAAUGAGCAUAAGGUCUAUGGGCAGGGAUUUGUCCGGCUACAUGCCCCUUGGCCAGUACUAAGCAGAGAGGCAGAGUUUCUCAAGAUCAAGGUGCCUACCAAAAAGAGCUAUGAGCUGAAAGAAGAAAAAGGUCUAUCAGCAACUAUGAGCACAGUGUGGAGGAAGCUGAACCAGCCAUUCCAACCCAACAUCCCUCAUCUGCAGCAUCAGAGCCGUACGAAGUUCCUCUCUCACAGCUUCUCCCGGGACAAGCUCCACCUAUACAACAUCGAGUGCAAGGACACCUUCUUUGACAAUGCCACAAGGAGUCGAAUUGUGUAUGAAAUCCUUAGACGCACUGCCUGCACACGGACCUGCCAAACCAUGGGUAUCACUACAUUAAUAGCUAAAGGGGUAUAUGACUCUGCUUUCCCUCUGCAUGAUGGAGACUUCCACGACUCCAGGCAAGGAGAAGAGAAGAAUGAGAGACAACUAUUACAUGAUGAAUGGGCCAGAUAUGGAGCAUUUUAUAAAUAUCAGCCUGUAGAUCUUAUCAGGAAAUACUUUGGGGAAAAGAUAGGCCUCUACUUUGCCUGGCUUGGCGUUUAUACUCAGCUGUUGGCCUUGGCGUCUGUUGUAGGCAUCAUUGUGUUCCUCUAUGGCUGUUUCACCAUCGACUCAAAUAUUCCUAGUCUGGAGAUGUGUGAUGAAAAACGGAACUUCACUAUGUGCCCUCUUUGUGACACUGCCUGUGAAUUUUGGCAACUGAGCACAGCGUGUGGCACUGCCCGAGCCAGCCACCUCUUCGACAACCCAGCCACGGUCUUCUUUGCCAUUUUCAUGUCCCUCUGGGCGGUAAUGUUUCUGGAACACUGGAAACGCAGGCAGAACAGUUUGAACUACAGCUGGAACAUGACAGGAAUGGAGGAAGAAGAGGAGCAUCCCAGACCUAAAUAUGAAACAUUACUUCUUGAAAAGAAACAGAAGAAGAGGAGAAACAGAAAGAAGAACAAAAGUGAGCCUGGAGAUGAGAAACUUACAUGGAAGGAUAGGUUGCCUGGCUAUUUUAUUAACGUCUCCUCUAUUUUACUAAUGUUUGGUGUAACUUUUGCUGCUGUGUUUGCGGUGAUUAUGUACCGCAUCACCGUCUCCGCCUCACUAGCCAAGAGUACAGACCCCCAGAUCAAAUCGAGUGUGCGGGUGACUGUCACAGCCACAGCGGUCAUCAUUAACCUAGUUGUCAUCCUUAUCCUGGAUGAGAUCUAUGGCUCUGUGGCUGGCUGGCUUACAGAGCUGGAGAUUCCAAAGACCGAGACCGGCUUUGAGGAGCGUCUCAUUCUGAAGGCCUUCCUCCUUAAGUUUAUGAAUGCUUACGCUCCCAUUUUCUAUGUAGCCUUCUUUAAAGGAAGGUUUGCAGGCCGACCAGGAGAUUACGUUUAUGUUUUCAACCGAUACCGCAUGGAAGAGUGUGCCCCUGGUGGUUGUCUUAUUGAGUUAUGUAUUCAGCUCAGCAUCAUCAUGUUGGGAAAACAGCUCAUUCAGAACAAUAUCUUUGAGAUUGGCAUCCCGAAGCUGAAGAAGCUGUUCCGCUCCCUAAAGGAAAAAAAGCGAGCUCCAGAAGUACAUGUGGAACAGACAAGUCGUAUUCUGCGCCAGUGGCAUUUGGACUACGACCUAGAGCCGUUUGAGGGUCUCACACCUGAGUACAUGGAAAUGAUCAUCCAGUUUGGCUUCGUCUCCCUCUUUGUGGCCUCUUUUCCUCUGGCUCCUCUUUUUGCUCUUUUAAACAACGUCAUUGAGAUCCGACUGGAUGCUAAGAAGUUUGCCACUGAGCUACGCAGACCAGAUGCCGUGAGAGCACAAGAUAUCGGAAUAUGGUACAACAUACUAAAUGGCAUGGGCAAGUUUUCAGUACUGAUCAAUGCUUUUGUCAUCUCCUUUACAUCAGACUUCAUCCCACGACUGGUUUAUCAGUACUUGUACAGUCCGACUAGCACCAUGGAUGGCUUCAUCGAUCAUACAUUAUCUUACUUCAAUGUCAGUGAUUUUAAAGGCACAGCACCUAUUGUCUCCGGUAUCACAGUUUGCCGGUAUAAGGAUUACAGGGAACCACCGUGGUCUUCAAAUGCCUACGAGUUCUCCAAACAGUACUGGUCAAUCCUAGCAGCUCGACUAGGAUUUGUAAUACUAUUUCAGAACCUGGUCAUGUUCUUAGGCCUCCUGGUGGCCUGGGUAAUCCCAGAUGUGCCUAAGAACAUCAGUGAGCAGAUUAAAAGGGAGAAGACGCUGCUUGUAGAUGUCUUCAUGAAGGAAGAGAAGGAGAAGCUUCAGCUCAUCCAUAGCCUUUUCUCAAAGGAACCAGGCCCGCUGCUGCUGCAGGAGCCCAGAAAGGACGUGCAGCCAGUGCCUGAACCCCAGGCUCCCUUGCCCAACUUUACACAGGCUGAUGAUACAAUAGCUGCUUCCCGUCCCCGUACCCGAGCACGUGCUGCUAGCUUUAGCCAAUUUACUCGCCAGGCCUCCAUGUCACCCCAUCAUGACGGGGGCACACAGACAGCAGUGUGAACAGCACAAGGAGGGGUUCAACGGCCAUGAGGUCUUCAGAGUGCCCAUACUCAGAAUGGAGAAAUAACAGAGAACGGAGGUUAGGGCUAAGCUUUCCACUGAGUUCCUGAGGUGAAUUAAAACCAACCAUACAGUGGUUCUCACCGGAGCUAAUGCAAGAGAUGUUAUUAUAUAUCUAUCUCUGUACUGUAUGUCUGAGCAUAUGUCCACAGGCGGUGUGUUUUGGUUGCUUUUAAGGCUGUGGUGUAUCCACACAGUCUGCAGAGGCGAUUUUAUCCUGCUCCUAAGCCAAGGCUUCCUAGGCCUGCUUGCCAUAGGACCUCAUCCCAUGCACAACGAAACUGGUUGAGAGCACAGACACUAGAACGAAAGACAUGGAAUCUCAUCCAUGGGGCCUCUCGCACAUUUCCCCCCAUCUGUUAUUAUGCUAUGGGGAAGAUAUUUUUUAAAAGGACUCAACAACAUUUUCAUCGGGUCCAUGCUUACUGAACAUUUUGUGAAACUGCACAAAUCCAAGCUGCUUUGCGAAUUUUAUGAAAUGUAGCGUAUCACAGCAAAUAAUUAUUCCCUUUCAUUUUCUCAGGUAACAGCAUCACUGUAGGCUUUAUUUGUUUAUCUGAAUAAUCUUACAUCUUUGUGUUUUUUAGGGACAAUGAAACUUUUUUUUGUUGAUAAGGGAUAAGGAAAAUGAACAACAUUAUUGCACAAAUUGUAUUGUACAAAAACAGUGCAUAAAACUUGAUGAGUGUCAAACUUGUUACAGGUCUUUUUCUUUAAAGGUGGCACUCUUCACAAAGUGAAUUGUUCAGUUUUCUCAUAAGUAAACUAUUAUAGAUUAUAAGACUGACUCUGAGGUAUGUGUUACCAGGUAAGGUUUUGUUUCUGGUUAGGGCCAGCGAAUAAGCCGUUUCACGUUUACAACUCGUUAUUUAUUAUUAUGGUUUUUAUUUAUUUAUCAACUUCUGUUGUAUGUAUAAGUUACAGUGUCUUUCUUGGAAAAGGCCAGUCAAUAGUUAUUAUCCACUGAGAAGUCAGAUACAUGAGCCAAGAUAAUGUCAACGAUAUGUAGUGCAUAUAUAGAUGGAACUAUGGAAUUAAAAUCUCAUUUUAUAUUAAAGUUUACAGAUCUAAUUUAUCUCAUAUGUAUCUACUUUCUAAGUUCUUACAGUGCAUGCGUAAUCUUCUUUUGAUGCAAGUCCGCAUCUUGGCACUUCUUCAAUGUUUAUGAAUUUUGUACAGUUUUCUGUCUUUCUGUAAAACCCAGGACUAUUCCCCCAAUAUCAUCAGCCAGGAACAGAUUAACACAUGGUAGGAGGCUGGAAAAAGAAGACCAACAUCUGGCUGUGACACUUUUUUUUCCCCUUAAAUGACUCAUUGGGCUUCUCUGUUGGCAGUGCCUUGUGUUCUGUUGCUUUAUGGACAGUGUCUGCACAACUGUAUUCUUGAGUGCAGAAUUUUAGCAGCAGAUGCCUAUGUUAGGGCGAGAGAUCAUUUUAAACUUUCAUCAAUUAUUUCUGAAGUUAAGUUUCAUAUCACCUCAUGCAGCAAUGUAAUUUAUUAUUAUUUUUUUAAUUUAUUAAUCAGUUUCCAUGGCUUUGAGAAAGAACUGUGUACGAGUGCCAUUCUGUGACCAGGCUGGUGGCUAAAGAAAUGAUCCCAUACAUACAUAAAAGAAUGACUUAUGUAUGAUUUGCUAGCUUUGAAGGCAUUAAAUAAACUGAAAUUGAACAU
Molecule: messenger RNA, 4650 nt
Organism: Clarias gariepinus (North African catfish)
Lineage: Eukaryota; Metazoa; Chordata; Actinopteri; Siluriformes; Clariidae
Gene: ano2b
Product: anoctamin 2b
Exons: 24
Coding region: 28-2919 (963 amino acids)
Biological process (GO): chloride transmembrane transport
Cellular component (GO): plasma membrane
Molecular function (GO): protein dimerization activity; chloride channel activity
Source: RefSeq, a predicted model, not a curated record